This is a messenger RNA of Paracoccidioides brasiliensis Pb18, 1266 nucleotides long. RefSeq lists its product as uncharacterized. The transcript is spliced from 3 exons. The record is from RefSeq and is a predicted model, not a curated record. Bases 1 to 1266 code for a protein of 421 amino acids. Gene Ontology annotation, molecular function: O-methyltransferase activity.
AUGACAGAUACACAGCCAACACUUAAUGGGCUUGCGGCCAAGAUCACCGAACUUUCAGAUACGCUGACCAAGUACCUUAAUGAUAAAAAUAUUCCUGCGCCAACAUUCGCGGCGGACAGCCCAACCGGCUAUGUCAACCUGUCACCAGAAAUUUUCAUGGUACGACAAGAGCUUCUGGACGCAUUGAAUGAUAUGUGCCCUCAACACACUCAAUUAUUUCGACUUUGGUCUGCUGUGCCUGUCGAAGGCUCUGCUUCAUAUGCAGAUAUCGCGAAGCAUACAUCUCCACCCGAAGAUGUCGCUCAUCGUAUCUUGCAACAUGCUAUGAAUCUUCGGAUAUUUUCCGAGACUGAGCCUGGAAAGCCAUCGUCACGUGUUCAGCAUACAUCCCGAUCAGCUGCACUUGCACGCUCUGGUGGUCUGAGGGCCCUUGUUUCCACGAUCCUGAAUGAUGCAGGGGCCCCAAUGAUGGUCCUGAACGAAGCACUAGAGAGAUACACCCGUGGGAAACCAGCUCUAACACAGGAGGUGGGCGAAUCUUCAUUCGCGUUGUUCCAUAGUAGUGGGAUAUAUGGGAGAUACAACACCUCGUGGGAGCUACUGGAAAAUGACGGGAUAGGUGAGAAGAAGGGCUGGCGAGCGAAGAACUUCGUAGAGUUUAUGCGGUAUGUUAAGGAGAUCUUCCAUCUUGAAGAUGUGGUGCUGGAGUCGUACGACUGGAAAGCAGCAGGGAAGGCUGCCGUGGUGGGCGGCUCUGCUGGGCAUGACGCGGUAGUUCUGGCAAGGCACUUCCCAGAUCUGAACAUCAUAGUCCAAGACCUGCCGAAAGUCCGGCCUGUGUUCGAAGCGGACCUACCCUCAGAUUUGAAGUCCCGCGUGUCUUUCAUGGAGCACGACUUCUUCCAACCGCAGCCGGUUCAAGCUGAUAUCUACGUGUUCAAAAUGAUUCUCCACGACUGGCCCGACCAUGAGGCUGCGAGAAUACUGCGUGCCUUGGUUCCUGCGCUGAAGCCAGGUGCGCGGGUGAUCCUUUUUGAAUAUAUUGGCAAACAGGACAGCACAACGGGAGCUCAAUUGCCACGUUCCUUUCAGCAAAUGGGCACAGCAACAGAUCUGAGAUUGAUGGCGCUGUUCAAUGGCAAAGAGCGUCCAGCGCAUGCUUGGAAACAACUUUUUGCUUCCGCAGACGAGCGUUUUGAGAUUGCUAGAAUAAACGCGAAUCCAGUGGCUUUUUUUGUUGUGGUUGAGGCUGUUUGGCGGGAAUGA